CAGUGAAAUGUUUGGGCGGCCUAAUCAGAGGUUCAAAAUUUUUCAUUCAAAUUUCAAAUUGCAAACCCUUUCGUUUCUAUCUUCCCCUUUCUCUCUCUUCUCUCUCGAAACCCAAAAACUCCUCUCUCCUUCGUUCUUUAACUAUUCUUUCAUCUUCAAACCCUAAAACGCAAAAUUGGUCAGAUUUUUCUACAUGAAAUAACUUUUAGGGGGCUACAAUCAAAUGAACAAGAGGCUGAGAGGUAUUGGUUUUGUCAUAAUCAAAAGAAGGAUGUAGGCGUAGUGAUGAACUAGGUUUUGAUAGGAGUUUCAAGGGCAAGUUUUUGAGUGUUAUUUUGCUUAUUGGCUUAAAAGAAAUUAUGGUAGAGAGAUAGAGAGGCAGGGAAAAGACACGACGGUGGCGUUUAGGGUUCCGCCGCAAACACAACGACUGUGGCGACUGUGGUUGACAUCGUGUCUGAUGCUUUUUCAGCAGAAUUCGGUUUUCAGGUUCAGACCCUUAAAAAGGGUGGUAGACCCACAUAAAAAUGUGAAGUUAUGAAAGAGGUUCCUAAUGCAUCAAUUCUCAGCAGCUAUAAUGUUCCCAGUCAAACGGCACAUGAUGGCCCGUAUGAGGUUCAAAGAAGAGAAACUGAGCAAGGAGUUGCACAAGCAAUUAUUCGAUCUGUUGUAGAUUUCAAACGGGAUCCUUGGCCUAUAGUAUCUGAAAGUGCAAAGGAUCAUAUUAAGAAGAUGCUCAAUCCUGACCCAAAGUUACGUCUUACAGCACAAGAAGUUCUUGAUCAUCCAUGGAUACAAAACGCCAAAGAAGGCUCCAAAUGUUUCUUUAGGGGAAACCGUUAAAGCAAGACUCAAGCAAUUCUCCGUAAUGAACAAGCUGAAGAAAAGAGCUUUAAGGGUACUUUAAAAAUUCAUUUUAUUCCGGUUUUGUUUAUUAUUAUUAUUAAAUUUUUCUACCCGCGAAGCUCGCGGGCUCUAACCUAGUAUUAUAUAUCAUAACAAAAGCCCUCUUCCUCAAAGCAAUCCCAUUUCAAAGCCCUAAUUUCUCUUCAACAACCUGCAACAAUUCACAUCCCAUUUCAACUAUUCCUCAAAUCACACCCCAUGUGUUGUCAUUAAAUAGGAUCAACUUUCAAGCAUCCACCCCGAAGUGCUUUUAUUUCUUUCGAAGAUAAAGCGACUUUCAGUCAGGGAAGACAAUGACGAUCCCAAGCUUAACAAUGUAAGUGCAACAUCAAUCUCAAGUGAGAAAAAUUUUGUGACAUUGAAGAGCAUACAUGUCGAAUCAUACACGCUUCAUCUUGCUGCCGAUGUAUCUGGCAAUCAAGAUGACACAUAAUGCAACUACUAUAUGUGGAAACAAAGGUUUCCUGUGAAAAUAUUUUUCAUUUACCUCGUUGACCAAGUCUCUGGGAUAACAAAUAUUCAUAAUCUAAGCAGAUUUUCUCUUAGCUUCAUCAAGGGAAAAUAUUCUCUGGGAUAACAAAUGGAAUGAGGGAAUUCUUGAUUGUGUGCCUGUUGCCUUUUUGAAUUCAUUUACCUCGUUGAUCAAGUCUUCUGAAACUGCUCAUAUUUCUAGUCUUCCUAUUCAAUUUAGGUUCUUACUUGUCAAAGAAUCCUCUCACGCAAAACUGAAUCAUGUUCGGGAUGCACUUAAGGCCAAACUUAUGAAUGAGACUAUUAGGGUUUUGAAAUGGGAUUGAUUUGGAUAAGAAGAGGGAUUUGAGGAAUAGUUGAAAUGAGGUGUAAAUUAUUGCAAGUGGUUGAAGAGAAAUUAGGGUUUUGAAAUGUGAUUGAUUUGGGGAAGGAGCGGGCUUUUGUUAUGAUAUAUAAUAUUUUUUUUCUUUUAUAUGUAUUUUUAAAGAAUAG
Helianthus annuus (common sunflower) is the source of this 1869-nucleotide messenger RNA. RefSeq names its product calcium-dependent protein kinase 32. Gene Ontology annotation, molecular function: calcium/calmodulin-dependent protein kinase activity; ATP binding; calmodulin binding. The transcript has 5 exons. Gene Ontology annotation, biological process: protein autophosphorylation; peptidyl-serine phosphorylation; intracellular signal transduction. Gene Ontology annotation, cellular component: nucleus; cytoplasm. Lineage: Eukaryota; Viridiplantae; Streptophyta; Magnoliopsida; Asterales; Asteraceae. The record is from RefSeq and is a predicted model, not a curated record. Bases 538 to 843 code for a protein of 101 amino acids.